GACUAACUUCAGUCUGAGAGCGAAAGCGACGGGCAGGACGUGCGCGCGCUCCAAACAGUGCGCCAGGAGCACGAGGGGUACGCUCGAUAGCAACUCCCUGCGACUGAGCCUCGAAACCGCCGCGCCAAACGCCGCCGGCAACAAAAACAAGCCUCAAAGGCAGCCGCCCGAGAAGCGCAGCGAGCCCGCGCCCCUCCGCGCGCGGCGGCGCGAACCCGGACGCUGCGCGGCACGCCCGCCGCCGCGGCCACCGUAAGGCACACCGUAAGGCACAAUGCUCCUCCUCUUCGAGACCGCCGCGGGCCACGCCUUGUACGAGCUCAAGCACGAGGACAAGCUCAAGAAGUUGGAUGCGGACAAGCUCGCGUCGAAGCUGAGCGAGGACCCGAGAAAGGCGCUCUCACUAAAAACCUUCGCGCCCUUUCGAGACACGACGGAGGCCGUGGCCGCCGCGUCCGACUUCGUCGAGUCCAAGCUCAACAAGCAGCUCAAGAAAUUUCUGAAGAAGCAAGUUCCGAACGGGGGCGUCGAGCUCGGAGUUGCGGAUCCUAAAUUAGGUGCCCUCAUCAAGGAGAAGCUGAACAUUCCAUGUGUCGCGUCGUCGUUCGUCAAUGAAUGUUUGCGAGGGGCUCGGUCGUUGGCUAUCGACGGCGACGCCCCAGUUGCCGAUUCACAUGACGUGAGAGCCAUGCAGCUCGGUCUAUCUCAUAGCUUAUCGAGGUACAAGCUCAAGUUCUCUCCAGAUAAAGUGGACACGAUGGUCGUGCAGGCCGUCGGUCUGCUGGACGACCUCGACAAGGAGGUGAAUACCUAUGCCAUGAGGGUCAAGGAGUGGUACGGCUGGCACUUCCCGGAGAUGGCGCGCUUGGUCAACGAUAAUGUGCACUAUGCCGAACUCGUACGAAAGGUUCGCGAUAGGACGAACUUCAAGAACUCAAGGGAUGUGGUCACGGAAAUCCUCGACGACGACGAAACGGCCGCGCAGACUUUGUUAGAUACGGCGGAGAUGUCCAUGGGCACGGAGGUCGAUCCGAGCGACAUGGACCAUGUGGUUGCGUUAGCUGAUCAGGUCGUGGAGCUGUCGGCGUAUCGGACGCGGCUCGCGGAUUACCUUAGAGCCCGUAUGCAGGCCCUGGCGCCCAACCUGACGACUCUCGUCGGUGAACUCGUUGGCGCGCGCCUCGUGCAGCACGCUGGCUCGAUUAUGAACCUCGCGAAGCAGCCGGCGUCGACCGUGCAGAUCCUCGGCGCCGAGAAGGCCCUCUUCCGAGCCCUGAAGACCAAGCAUGAUACCCCCAAAUACGGCCUGAUCUACCACGCUUCCCUCAUCGGCCAGGCUGCGCCGAAGAACAAAGGCAAAAUUGCCCGCGUGCUGGCCGCGAAGUGCUCGCUGGCCGUGCGCGUCGACGCGCUUGGCGAGGGCGACGACGCGUCCCUGGGCAUCGACGCGCGGUCCAAGGUCGAGGCGAGGCUGCGGCAGCUCGAGGGCGGUUCUGUACGUGCUUCUGCCCCCAAUGGCGCGCCCAAGAAGCUCAUCGAGGUCGUCCAGAGCGGCAACGGCGCCGCCGGCUACAGUGCUGCAUCGGAUAUGGUGUUAGAAAAGAAAGAAAAGAAGAAGAAGAAGCGCGACCGCGAGGAGCUGUCGCCCGACGAGGCCGCCGCGAAGAAGGCGCGCAAGGCCGAGAAAAAAGCGAGGAAACUGGCGGAAGCAGCUGCAGCUGGCGGCGAGGGCGAGAAGCCCAAAAAGAAGAAGAAGAAGUCGAAGGACUAGGUCGGG
Messenger RNA from Pelagomonas calceolata, 1777 nucleotides. The record is from the annotation of a GenBank genome assembly. Lineage: Eukaryota; Pelagophyceae; Pelagomonadales; Pelagomonadaceae.